UGGCUAUACUAAGGUUCGGUGGAUUAACUUCAUAACUAGCUACUGCUAUAUCGAGUUCUGCUCUGUGUUCACUGUGUCCGUGGUUCUGGAAUAGUAUCUGAUAGCAUUUUCACAAGGACAUGUACAACUGGCUGUUGCUGGUGUUGUCACUAGCUGCUGUCUCCAGUGGCAAAAAAUAUUACAUUGUACCGGUGAAUUGUAUCGACUUGUGUCAUGACUAUAGAAACGGAACUUGUUUCACUCUUGAGCAGCUUGUUCAAACAGACCUCUUAUCUGGUGGAGACAAUAUCAUCUUGAGCUUUCUACCUGGAGAUCACAUGUUAAAUGAACAGCUUUUGAUUGGGAAUUUCAAAGAGGUGCUUAUUAUCGGCCAAAAAGCUACUAUCAAUUUUAACGAAACUGGUAGUUUGCAGGUAUCCAGUAUCAGUAAGUUGAUUAUUGAAGGUUUGUAUUUCGAUGUAGCAAAUGAUGAAAAUAUUUCAAGCAUGGUCAGUUUUCAAAAGGUGUUAAUCACUGAAUGCUAUUUAGUAGACUUGAAAUUGCUGAAGUUGGAAAGUUGCACACUCCGGAUCACUCGCACGGUAGAUAUAACGAUUGAACAAGUUCUCUUUGUGAACAACACUGGCACUGACAGAGCAGUACAUAUUGAAGCUGAUAAUGUGUACAUCGAAAAGAGCUGCUUCUUUAGUAGCAAUGGUGGUGCAGUUCACAUUCACUCAAAUCAAAUUGUUAUUAACGAUUCUAGGUUUAAUUCCAAUACUGCUGAAAGGGGUGGAGCUGUGGAGGUGGUUUCUGCAAAUGUGAGUAUCAGUUUUUGCAACUUUACAGAUAAUAGCGCUUCUCGAUUUGUUGGUGGAGCAAUUUAUGCAGAGACAGGUAGUGUGUUAAUUUACGGCUGUGAGUUUUCUAAAAACAGUGCUACUACAACUGGUGGAGCAGUGGAGGUAGUCUCUGCAAAUAUGAGUAUCAGUUUUUGCAACUUUACGGAUAAUAUCGCUUAUCAAAUUGGUGGAGCAAUUUACGCCUCCAAAGGUAGUGUAUCCAUUUAUAAAUGUGAGAUACUAAACAACAGUGCUGACUCUAAUGGUGGAGCAAUUUACGCCGACAAAGGUAGCAUGUCCAUUUACAACUGUGAGAUAACAAACAACAGUGCUGCAUAUGGUGGAGCAGUGGAUGUGGUCUCUGCAAAUGUUACUAUCAGUUUUUGCGACUUUAUGGAUAAUAGCGCUUCUGAACUUGGUGGAGCAAUUUAUACCGACGCUGGCAGUAUGUCUAUACACAACUGUGAGCUAACAAACAACAUUGCCAAAUUUGGCGGAGCAAUUUACCCCUACAAUAGCAGUGUGUCCGUUUACAACUGUCAGCUAACAUACAACAGUGCUGAUACUGAUGGUGGAGCAAUUUACGCCAACAGAGGCAGUGUUUCCAUUUACAACUGUGACCUAACAAACAAUAGUGCCGAGGAUGGAGCAGCAAUGUAUAGCAAUGGUGGCAGUGUCUCAAUCUCCAACUGUGAGCUAGCACACAACAAUGCUAAAAGAUCAGGAGGAGUUAUUUUCGUUUUCAUCGGAGAUUUGUUAUUAUCUUGUAGCAAUCUAACAAACAAUAAAGCAACCCUUGGUGGAGCGAUUACAAUUUCCCAAAGUAGUGCAUUUAUCUCAAACUGUAAUCUAACGGAAAAUAAAGCUGUAGCUGCUAGUGGACAGGCUGUUACCAGUACCAGUAUUGGUGGAGCGGUUUUAGUUCAUGGUGGAAAUAUAUCUCUCUCCAAGAGCAUGUUAAUAAACAACAGCGCUGACUGUGGCGGAGCGAUCGUUUCUCUUGAGAGCAAUGUAAUCAUUUCUGACUCCGUGUUUACAAGCAACAGUGCGACCCAACAAGGUGGAGUGAUUGCAGUUGCUAUCUCAACUUUGAGAAUUUCUAAUACAAGCAUGAUGGGCAAUUUAGAGGGUGAAGAUGUCAUUUACGUAGUGCAUUCUAAUCUGGCAUUUGUGGGAGUUAACAACAUUAGCAAUAAUAAAAAUCCUGUAUAUGCUCUAAGCAGUCGAGUGGAGUUCAAUGGACCCACAACUCUCAGUAACAAUCGUGGUGUGCAGGGUGGAGCCAUCAGAGCAGUUCGGAGUAAAAUCUAUAUCAAUGCAGAAGGAGUGGUCAUUUCUAACAAUACAGCAACCUUUGGAGGAGGUGUGUUUCUGAGAGAGAGUACACUCUUUGUACACGAUCCCAUAGAGAUUUCUUACAAUACAGCACAAAAUGGUGGUGGAAUUUAUGCAUACAAAAGUGAAAUUGGAUUUGAUCCACAGGGUACUAUUGGUUGUGAAAUUAAUAAUCCACUCAUCUUGUGUACAUGUAGUAUCAUGAAAAUUAGAUUGUCUGAAAGUAUUAUAGAUCGAAAUGAAGCUCAAAAUGGGGGAGGUAUUUAUGCUGUCGCUUCAAACAUCGACGUUUUUUCUCAUGCUUACGUCCACAUCAAGUCAAACUCAGCAAACAACAGUGGAGGUGGAAUAUAUCUACAGCGAAGUUCCAAAAUUUAUAUUUUGAAAAAAGAAGUGGAGCUCGAACUUGGUAAAAUGCUGGUUGAACUAGUAAUAUUCGAUAACACCGCUCAGUAUGGAGGGGGGAUAUUUGUAGCAGACAGCACCGAAAGUGGUGCAUGUAUAGGAGAUAAUGUAACUAUGGUAGGAGAAGUGACGCAAACAGAAUGCUUCAUUCAAACUCUUAAUCUGCAUGGUUUUAACACUAAUCUUCUUUAUACUUUGACUAAAAAUUUCCAAUUACGUGAUAAUUCAAAAUGCCUGACCAGCAGCCAACAAAUUUAUCGCAACACAUUUUUGACUAACAACACAGCUUUCCAGUCAGGAGCAGAUAUUUAUGGAGGCUUGUUGGACAGAUGUACGGUGGAUGUAUCAGCCGAAUUCUCUUCAUCGGGCAAUGGAUUUGAGUACUUGAACAAUACUGUGCUUUUCUCAUCAAUAGCUUCGGAGGCUGUUAGAGUACAAGUUUGUAACACCACCAAGCAGGCCAUUUCUGUUAGAAAAGGACGAAAGUUCACGGUGAGUGUUAUGGCUGUAGACCAAGCUGGAAAUCCAGUUAAUGGUACAAUUCGAAGCUCUGUUAUCACUGAGAGUGGAGUUGGUCGUUUCAAAGAAGGACAGGCUGAGCAAAAAGUUGGCAAUAGGUGCACAGAAUUAGAGUACAAUGUAUUCUCACAAGACCACUUUACUCAAGUUGAACUCUAUGCUAAUGGUCCAUGCAACAAUUUGGGAAUUUCAAGACAAAUUCUAAACAUCUCUUUUCAAAAGUGUGAAUGCCCUAUUGGACUCCAACCAAUUCCGUCCUCAAUUGAGUGCAAAUGUGACUGUGAUCCAGUCUUGCAACAAGAAUAUCAGAUAACAAACUGUUCCGAGGAAAAUGGAACUAUAAAAUUGGAAAGUAAUAGCAAUAUAUGGAUAGGAGUCACUAAUACCACCAACCGAACAGGAUAUGUCGUUAGUAACUGUAUAUUUGACUAUUGUGUACAAAAACCAGUCAAUAUAAGCCUAAGCAACCCUGAUGAACAGUGUGCCUACAAUCGAAGUGGUGUCUUGUGUGGAGAAUGUGAACCAGGACUUAGUCUUGUGUUAGGUACGUCAAGGUGUGAACUAUGCUCAAACAUUUACCUUCUCCUGAUAUUUCCGUUUGCCCUGUCAGGCAUAUUACUAGUUGCAUUUAUUCUUUUUUUCAACUUUACCAUAGCAACUGGUACUAUCCAUGGGCUGAUCUUCUACACUAAUAUAUUAGCUGCAAAUCAGUCGAUUUUCAUACCUUUUCAGAACGCUUUGACAGUUUUCAUAUCAUGGGUGAAUCUUGACUUAGGUAUUGAGACAUGCUUUUAUGACGGAAUGGACUCUCAAGCAAAAGUGCUCCUUCAACUUGUCUUCCCAGCUUACCUGUUUCUUCUCCUCUUCUUAAUAAUCAUCUUGAGCAAGUACUUUAACUCAUUUGCAAAGCUCCUCUCCAACAGGAACCCAGUUGCUGCCUUAGGCACACUCAUCCUACUCUCUUAUUCCAAACUCUUAUGGUUUAUCAUUGCUGCAUUGCAAUACAGGGUCUUGGAUUAUCCUGAUGGUGCAACCAAGGUGUUGGAUUUUCCCAACAAUUCAAGUGAUAUAGUUUGGGUGUACGAUGGCAAUGUAAAAUAUUUUACUCCUGAUCACAUCGCUCGGUUUGUUGCUGCCGCCAUAAUCCUAAUUGCAGGUGGAUUGUUCACUGUACUGCUCUUCUUUGGACAAUGGUUUUCGAGCUGUUCAAAAGUUAUGAUAUGGACCAAGAACACAAAAUACAUUGGCUUCAUGGAUGCGUUCCAUGCUGCAUUCACUCCCAAACAUCGCUACUGGGUAGGACUGCUCCUUUUGGCUCUUAUUGUUCAUAAUCUAGUAGCUGCCAUGGCUUUGGACAAUUCUCUCCCUAUUUUAUCAUGUGGGAUUCUAUCAGUUGGACUGAUCAGCUGGAAACUAUUAAAUGUUCGUAUUUAUAAAUAUACAUUCUGUGAUUCUCUCGAAACUCUCUAUCUACUCAAUAUUACUAUUCUAGCAAUGGGCUCCUCCUAUAUCAACGAAACAAAAAAAGAUCAAUCAGCACUAGCCAAUAUUUCGAUGGCUAUAUCAUUUAUCAUAUUUGUGAUAACGCUCUCCUACCAUUUCUACCAAUUUGUUCUCAAGAAAAGCAAUACAUGGCUGAAGGUGGAAAACAUCGUAAGGAAUUUAGGAGUUGUGCUUGCAGGUAAGAGACUCCAACGAGCUAAUAAAGGCCUGGAAAUGCAUCAUCAAGUCUCCAAUGAAAGCGAUGAAGAUGAAUUACUUGAAGCAGUAGAUGAUUAUGAGCAAAGAGACCUCGAGUACCCCCCUUACACUGAUAGAACGAUGGAAGAAGCUGACCCUGAUCGCUAUAUCACUCCUCCCAUCAUCAGACCAGCCACGAGGCCAGAUCAGCUGAGACUAUCCUACAUGGAUGAACUAGCCCCCCUCACCACAGACGACUACAGACCAGCCCUCCCCCCUCCAAGAUCCAAACUUUGUCCCGUUGUUACACACACAGAAAUUGAUCCCCGUACAUAAUGAAGUAAGCUACAUCUAGCUGAGGUACCACCCCUACAUGACUUAUUGUGCACACGACAUAUUCUAUAGAAUAGCUGAUUUUCCAAUAUUCUUUUUGUUUUUACUAUAGAGAGAGACAAAACUAAAUAGCUAUAGCUGUGCAUGCUAUUAUGAUUUUUGUCGUGAUUGUAAUGUUUCCUUUUGAACAUCG
This is a messenger RNA of Halichondria panicea, 5286 nucleotides long. RefSeq lists its product as uncharacterized. The record is from RefSeq and is a predicted model, not a curated record. Lineage: Eukaryota; Metazoa; Porifera; Demospongiae; Suberitida; Halichondriidae. The transcript is spliced from 2 exons. Bases 120 to 5096 code for a protein of 1658 amino acids.